Dentiscutata erythropus is the source of this 134-nucleotide messenger RNA. The record is from the annotation of a GenBank genome assembly. Lineage: Eukaryota; Fungi; Glomeromycota; Glomeromycetes; Diversisporales; Gigasporaceae.
CGAAGAAAAAGAAUGAAAAGGAGAAUGAAAGAAAAGAAAAGGUAAGCGAAAAGGAAAAAGCAAAAAGGAAAGAACAAAGAGAACAACAAAAGAAAAGAACAACGGAAGAAAAGAACAAGAAAAUAAAAGAGUGA